AUGAGAUCGCAGGCGUCUACUGCCCUGGCCGCGGGGGUCAUUCUCAAAGCUCUCACGCAGCGCCCGAACUUCUACUCGGCCGCCGUCUACCUCUCGCAGUCCUCUGCCAACCUCAUGAUCCUGACCAACCUGCUCUUCGUCGUCGCCUGCACCUUCCUCCUCGGACUACAGAAACUCCUGUAUGGCAGCCUUCGGCCGAUCGAGAUUGAACAGCUGUAUGAGAAAGCAUGGUUCGCCGUGACCGAAACAUGUCUGGCCAUGACCGUCUUCCGAGGCGAAGUAGGCCUCCCCUUCCUCGCCAUGUUCUUUGCCCUCUUGACGGGCAAGGUCUGGGGCUGGAUCGGCGAGGGCCGAGUUGAAGUGCUGGAGCAGCAACCACCGCGCAAUCCACGGCUGUUCCAUACACGGCUCGCUUUGAGUCUCGGGUUGAGCGUCGCUUUCGACCUGACCAUGCUCGAAUACGUGGUCAAACAGGUCAUGAGGAUGGCUCGGCCAGACAUGAUGGUCAUGUUUGGUUUCGAGUUUGCCGUCUUGUCCGUCAUGAGUAUCAGCACUGCGAUGAGGUAUGCCAUUGACCUGGUGGAAAUCGGCAUCGUCCGCGAACAAAAGAGACUCCGCAUCGAAGAGAUCAAGAGGGAGAGAGUGCAGACAGCUGUGGCGGAGUUCCAGGAGGCGCAGAAUGCCGUGGUCACCGCCAGUGAUGCGGACACCCCGACGACACCGACGCCGACACAACGAACUCUGGAGCAGGUGUCCGAGGACGUCUUCAACCAACCGGUGGACGAGAAUGAGGUGGAGGUGGAAGGCUGGGAGGAGAAGGGCCGUUACAUGUUCUACCUGAACCUCACCACGGACUUCUUCAAGCUCGUCAUUUACCUGACAUUCUUCUUCAUCCUCCUUGUGUUCUACGGUCUACCCAUACACAUUUUGCGGGACGUUUUCUUGACGAUGCGGUCGUUCCUGAAACGAAUUUCCGACUUCAUUAAAUACCGAGCCGCGACCAGGGACAUGAAUGCGCGGUAUCCAGACGCGACGGAGGAAGAUAUUGGCCGAGAAGAUGUCUGUAUAAUAUGCAGGGAGGAAAUGCGGCCAUAUCAACCCCCAGUCGCCGAGCCUGGUCAACCACGCCCUCGGGGUACUCCGGUGGCGGAGCGGAUGCGGCCCAAGAAACUACCGUGUGGACACGUCCUGCACUUUUCUUGUCUGAGGAGUUGGCUCGAAAGGCAACAGAUCUGUCCCACUUGCAGAGCAAAUGUGGUCCGGAGUGGGAGGGCCCGAGGUGACGCGGGAGCGGCCGGUCAACCCGGAGGUGCGCGAGGAGGAGACGGGCAGGCUCGACCGGCGGGUAGACAAGGCCCACGGGUGUACCAGUUUGGACCGCUCCGAAUUGGUGUUGGCGCCGUCAGAGGGAACAAUAUGUUCGAAGAUCUGCAGCAACAGUUGGAGGAAGUGCGGCAGGCCGGGGGCCCCGGCCAGGCUCCAGGUCCUGCGGGUGACGAUGUCAAUGCUCCUCGUCAAUUUGGUAUUGGAUAUCGAUGGCAGACUGGUGCUCGGCGUCAGCGUACAGGAGAAGCGCAGGAUAUGACGACCCAAGAACAGCUUGACGCCUUGCGUGGCCAGCUUGAUCGUGAGAUGCACGAGCUUGCGCACAACUCGGCCGAACUCAGUGUGCUCCGGUCGAUGCAGGCGGAGAUGCAGCGACUGAGAAACAUCAGACCUGGGGAGACUCUGGAUCAUGCGAAUACAGAAGCACCGGGCGCCAAUCCGGCCGCGACUUUUGCUGCUGCUCCAGCUCCGGCACCACCUCCACAACCCAGUGGCGGUCAACGGGCUGCCCGGACGACACAAUUUCUGUCGGCCGGCGGUCCGCACGAGGUCAUCUACGCAGGAAGCGACAGGCUGCCGCCAGGCCUCACACUACCGGAAGGAUGGAGUAUCAUGCCUCUACGGUCGACCACCAUUGAGGGUCUUCGGCCGGCGUCGGCGGCGUCGGUGCGGAACCUCGCCGCGGGACUCGAGAUGAUGCAGAGACAGUUUCCAAACCAACACUUUGGAUGGUUUCCGCAGCCUCAGCCAUUCCAGCAUCCAACAGGACUGAAUGGAGGCGGUCAAGGACAAACAGCUACCUUUCACCUACAUCCCCAAGGCUUGCAGGAGCAACCCCAACCUCAUUAUCAACCUCGACCACAACCUCAACCCGCACAUCAAAACCACCCCUUAUCAGUAGCUGGAGCACAUCUUUUCCCGCCCUUGCAGCGGCCGGCUGAAAACAGCAACCAACAGCCCAGUGGUCCGACCGAGGCUUCGACCACUGUGCAACCCACUGUGAAUGGAGCAAGUGUGGCAGCCACACCUGGCCUUCCCGGUGUUGAUCGAGGCGUGUCUGAUGUGGCAGUACCUCCUACUACUCAAGAACCCCAGCAUUCACCUACUCUGUUUUCUAUGCCUCUACUACCCACUACCAACACAGCCGUGCCAGCUCCAGAACACCAGCAACCGCCGCCGUUCUCGCCUGGUGCUCCAGAAACCAGGGGACAAGGCCUGCCUGCUUGGGGCCGUGUCGCCAUGAGCAAUGGUGAGAACAGCACUACACAACCAGUGAAUGGUGGCAGCGGCGCGAGCACUGCCGAAGAUGCCGAGCCAAGUCUUUCGAGAACAGGGAAUGGCGAUAUCAGCCACACUGCAUUGGAUGAUGGCCACAGACACGAUGCCGAAGACGAGAAUCAGGGCCACGUCAGCGCUGCUUUCGCGUCUGACAGCGCUCUCUCUGAGCGACGUACUCCAGGUCCAUCUUCUGAGCAGUCGGCAGCGAAAGACAGGCACGUCACGGUGGAGGACGUGGUGGGUGAUCCCGACUGA
Molecule: messenger RNA, 2859 nt
Organism: Capronia coronata CBS 617.96
Lineage: Eukaryota; Fungi; Ascomycota; Eurotiomycetes; Chaetothyriales; Herpotrichiellaceae
Exons: 1
Coding region: 1-2859 (952 amino acids)
Cellular component (GO): cytoplasm
Molecular function (GO): zinc ion binding
Source: RefSeq, a predicted model, not a curated record